GUUGUCUACAUGUGGGACGCGACGAGCACAUUGUUACGCUAGUUCAGCCACUCCCUGCCUCUGUGCACACACUAGUUGGUGUCCACCACUGUUUCAUUCAAACUCCAGAGAGCCGCGGAUGAGAAGACGCGUCCAGGCUCAUUCACCGCGGAUUUAUAUAACAAAAAACGGGGAAGAGUUUGAAUUCAAGUAGAUUUUCAUCUAAAGGGCCAUCCCGGGACACUUGGCUGCAAUAUCUUUCAACGUGGAGUUGGCAAAGGCCACAUUACUGCAAAAAAAAAAAGCCAAAGGGGAGGACUCAUUCCAAGAUGGAGGUAAAGACGUCACUUCUCGAUAACAUGAUAGGGGUGGGCGACAUGGUCCUGCUGGAGCCCCUUAGCGAAGAAUCCUUCAUUGAGAACCUGAGGAACCGCUUUGACCACAAUGAGAUCUACACGUACAUUGGCAGUGUGGUGAUCUCCAUGAACCCAUACAGGUCGCUGCCCAUCUUCACGCCAGAGAAGGUGGAGGAGUACCGCAACAGGAACUUCUACGAGCUCAGCCCACACAUCUAUGCCCUGGCCGACGAGGCCUACCGCUCCCUGCGGGACCAGGACAAGGACCAGUGUAUUCUCAUCACAGGGGAGAGUGGAGCGGGGAAGACUGAGGCUAGCAAGCUGGUGAUGUCAUACGUGGCGGCGGUGUGUGGGAAGGGCCAGGAGGUGAACAAGGUGAAGGAGCAGCUGCUGCAGUCCAACCCUGUGCUAGAAGCUUUUGGGAACGCAAAAACCGUGAGAAACGACAACUCAUCUAGAUUUGGGAAGUACAUGGACAUAGAGUUUGACUUCAAAGGGGACCCUCUGGGCGGAGUUAUUAGCAAUUACCUGCUGGAGAAGUCCAGGGUAGUCAAACAGCCUCGCGGAGAAAGAAAUUUCCACAUCUUCUACCAGCUCCUGUCUGGAGCCUCUGAUGACACGCUGAAGAAGCUGAAGCUGGACAGAGACUUCAGCAAAUACAACUACCUGAGUCUGGACUCGGCCUCUGUCACUGGGCUGGAUGAUGCAGCAUGCUUCAGGACUGUGAGGAAUGCCAUGCAGAUCGUGGGCUUCAUGGAGGACGAGGUGCAGUCGGUGCUGGAGCUGGUGGCAGCCGUCCUCAAACUGGGAAACAUUGAGUUCAAACCCGAGUCUAGGGUCAACGGGUUCGAUGAGAGCAGGGUCAAAGACAAGAACGACCUGAAGGAGAUGUGUGAGCUGCUGGGGAUCGAGCAGUCCGUCCUGGAGAGGGCUUUCAGCUACCGUACCGUGGAGGCCAAGAUGGAGAAGGUGUCCACGACCCUCAACGUGUCACAGGCGUACUACGCCCGGGAUGCUCUUGCCAAAAACCUGUACAGUCGUCUCUUCAGCUGGCUGGUUACCAGGAUCAAUGAAAGCAUCAAGGCUCAGGCCAAAACACGCCACAAGGUGAUGGGUGUGCUGGACAUCUAUGGUUUUGAGAUCUUUGAGGUAAGGGAAAACAGCUUUGAACAGUUCAUCAUCAACUACUGCAAUGAGAAGCUGCAGCAGAUCUUCAUUGAGCUGACUCUGCGCGAGGAGCAGGAGGAGUACAUCAGGGAGGACAUUGAGUGGACCAACAUUGAAUAUUUCAACAACGCCAUCAUCUGUGACCUCAUCGAGAAUAACCAGAACGGGAUCCUGGCCAUGCUGGACGAGGAGUGCCUUCGUCCAGGCACGGUGACGGACGACACCUUCUUGGACAAGCUGAACACCAUUUGCGCCGAGCACCAGCACUUUGAGAGCCGCCUCAGCAAGAACUCCAAGUUCCUGACGGACCACAGCCUGCCGCACAGCUGCUUCCGCAUCCAGCACUACGCCGGGAAGGUGUUGUACCGCGUGGAGGGUUUUGUAGACAAGAACAACGACUUGCUGUACAGAGACCUGUCGCAGGCCAUGUACAAGGCCAACCACAGUCUCAUGAAGCAGAUCUUCCCAGAGGGCAACCCUGCCAAGGUCAACCUGAAGAGACCACCCACCGCUGGCUUCCAGUUCAAGGCCUCAGUGGGCACACUCAUGAGGAACCUGCUGACCAAGAACCCCAACUACAUCAGGUGCAUCAAGCCCAAUGACAAGAAGGCAGCCCACAUCUUCACGGACACGCUGGUGUGCCACCAGGCGCGCUACCUCGGCCUCAUGGAGAACGUGCGCGUGAGGAGGGCGGGCUACGCCUUCCGGCAGAUGUACGAGCCCUGCCUGGAGCGCUACAAGAUGCUCUGCAAGCAGACCUGGCCCCACUGGAGAGGACCCACAAGGGAGGGAGUGGAAGUUCUGAUGGCUGACCUCCAGAUUUCUACGGAGGAGUUUGCCUACGGACGCUCCAAGAUCUUCAUCAGGAACCCUAGAACGCUGUUCUUCCUGGAAGAAAAGAGGAGGGGCUGUCUGGAGAACCUGGCCGCUCUCAUCCAGAAGAUCUACCGGGGAUGGAAGUGCCGCAAACACUUCCUGCUACUUAAGAAGAGCCAGGUGGUGGUAGCAGCCUGGUACAGACGCUAUGCGCAACAAAAGAAAUACCAGAAGAUCAAGAGUUCGACCGUCGUGAUGCAGUCCUUCAUCAGAGGCUGGAAGGCUCGCAAGAUCUUGCGAGAGUUGAAAUACCAGAAGAGAUGCAAAGAGGCAGUGACCACCAUUUCUGCAUACUGGCACGGCACACAGGCGAGGAUGGAACUGCGCUGCCUGAAGCAGGAGGCACGGAAUAAACACGCUGUGUCAGUCAUUUGGGCAUUCUGGCAGGGGACCAAGGCACGGAGAGAACUGCGGCGUCUAAAGGACGAGGCGAGGAAUAAGCACGCCGUGUCGGUCAUUUGGGCCGGCUGGCAAGGGACUAAGGCCCGAAGGGAGCUGAGGCGCCUGAAGGAGGAAGCCAGGCGUAAGCACGCUGUUGCCGUCAUUUGGGCCUACUGGUUGGGACUCAAGGUCCGCAGAGAGUACAGGAAGUUCUUCAGGGCCCAUGCCGGCAGGAAGAUUUACGACUUCACUAUACAGAGGAUCAUGCAAAAGUACUUCCUGAAUUUGAAGAAGACCAUGCCCUCCAUGUCACCCAUAGACAAGAAGUGGCCGGCCAGGCCUUACCUGUUCAUGGAGGGGGCCAACACAGAGCUGAGGAGAAUCUUCUACCUCUGGAGGUGCAAGAAGUACAGGAGCCAGUUCACAGAGGACAAGAAGGCAGUCUAUGAGGAGAAACUGGAGGCGAGUGAAAUCUUCAAGGAUAAGAAGGCUCUCUACCCCAGCAGUGUGAGUCAGCCUUUCAAAGGUGACUACGUGGAGAUCAACAAGAACCCCAAGUACCAGAAGCUGAACAGCGCCGUGGAGGAGAAGGUCCUACUGGCGGACGUGGUUAACAAGAUCAACAGAGCCAACGGCAAGGGUUCUUCCAGGAUCUUCCUGUUGACCAAGAACAACUUUGUCCUGGCUGAUCAGAAAACAGGCCAGGUUAAGGCCAGCGUUCCUCUACCAGACCUCACCAGUGUGUCCGUCAGCACUCAAAAUGACGGCUUCUUUGCCCUAAAACUCAAAGAGGGCUCUGCCUCUGCAGCCAAAGGUGACUUCCUGUUGAGCAGCGACCAUCUCAUAGAAAUCAUCACUAAACUCCACCGUGCUGGGACAGCCAUGGCCGAUAGGGAGCAGAUAAACAUCAACAUCUCAGACGAGUUUCUAGUGCAGUUCAAGCAGGACAAGGUGUGCGUGAAGUUUGUCCAGGGAGGUUCCAAGAAUGGCAACAGCGCGGCCUGCAAGCGCAAAAACAACCGCCUGCUGGAGGUGUCUGUGCCGUCGCCAUGAAGACCCCCGCCACACCACCACCAUAAUUGGGUGUUUCGCUCGAGGACAAUUGACCUUUGAACCCCAAACUCCACCCCAUUUGAUUCCCCUCCCCAGCCCUCUUCAAUGACUGUGCAAUUAUUCUACUUUGUUGUGGUUGUUAUCUUGUCUUUUCAUUUCAUCCCAAAUUAUUGCUUCAAUCACUGUAAUAUUGAACUGUGCUGCCCAGCUUUGGUAGAGAGAGCCCCGCUGGGCUGCAUUCCAACAGAGACAUGGAGGAGAGAUGGUUGUUUUAUGUUUUGUAUGUCAUCGUUUUUAAAGCGGGAGUUUGGUGGCAAAAACGAUGGCUCUCUUGCCAAUGGAUUUGGCGAGUUAUCUUGAGUUAUCUAGACAAACAGUGGCGAUGAUGACAUGGACGACGAUAAAGAAAAUGACCAAGUGGUAACCAUUUUCAGUUUUCUGUCAGGGUGAAGAGAUGGGGGGUGGGGGAGAAACCAGACAAUGGUUUUGCCAUUCAGUCACCCUGUCUAUAAGAUAUCUGAAAAAGCAACUUUCUAGUCAGAGGAAGACCAGUGAACAUUUCCGCCACAGUAGGCCUGACAUUUUUCUUGAAAGUUAAUGUUAAAAUGAUUGCACUUCUGAUGUUCACCUGGGUGAGAGGAAAAAUGACUUGAUUAUCAAACUGUCGAGGAGAUUGAUAUUAUUGAUUUGUUAGGCUUUGCUUGCACCUAUUGCAGAGUGAGUGGUUCAGCAGAAGCACCAAGGGCUUGUCAAAUGUAAUUUGCCAAGUGAUUGUAAACCACUUCUUGUUCGAGACCCACAUGUGCCAUUGAUCUAACCCUACGUUGUUGGAUGCACCAUGACUUGUUGCGUGCGUGAGAGUGUCAGAGUCAAGUCAAGGCUGUCAUUAAGAACCAGUAAGGUGAAUGGUCCCUGUUCAAGCCAUCGUCGUUGUUUAUGCCAAAAACCACUGGGAAGGGGACCCUCCCAGCCUGGGCAAGACUAACGUACUGCACUGUGCACGUGAUCAAUAUCCAUUUUCUCUGUAGUUGUCUUUGACGUUCAAUACAUCUUUCAAGCUUUACUCGAUGUACUUGUAAAAAGCAUAAUACUAAACUGUAUCUUUUCUACCUGUAUCUGACCUAGGCAGUUCCACAUCCUUUGCAUACUAUAUGUUCUGUACCCAUCAUACAAAGAAGGAUUGGAUCCUGGGUUUAUAAAGAAUAUACUGUCAUCAAGACCCCUGGCUAGACUGGUGGGAUGAUAUGUUCCCAACAACACAGGAAGUGAGGGGACCCCUGGGUCCUCCCUGAUGACUUUCCCACAUCUAGGGUUUUUCAGCCCAGAGCCCGUUGUUUCCAAGGGCUCUCUUGUGCAAAUGGGAAAUGUGCUCGUUGCCUGAACGCUGCAUAGACACCAAUUGGCAUUAUUCCUCCUCAUUUGCCUGGGAGUAGAAACAUAGUGAUAGGAUGUACAAUGUUGACAGGAGCGCAAGUUCUCUCACAUCCGAUGUUUCCCUAGGAAGUGUAGUAGAGAGAUACAGAGAAACCAUGCUUACUGGGCAAUACACAUUGGCUGUACAUAGGUUAGGCUGUAGACCCAGUUUAGAGGUGGAUUAUAGUAUUCUGUGCUACUUCUCUUAUUGCUGUGUUCCAAAAAUAUCUGUUUUUUUUGCUAUUGCAAUGUGGGCUGUUUUAUUUUUAGUGACCUCUGGGCUAAUAAUAAAUGUAGUGUUUUACUUGGGGCAAUCCCAAACUCUGUUAGAGUGCAUAUGGCAUGUAUACAUUCUACAGAGGUUUGCUCUAAGUUUAACCUGGCACAGCUUUACUGUCUACUCUGCCUAUGUACAUAUUUGGCAUUCAGACACACACAUGCCAAUGUUGCUGAUCAGAAACCAAACAAAAAGUGUGCUAUAUUUUGAAGUAUAUUUGAUAUAUUCUUUAUCUGGAUGUUUUAUUGGAGAUUUUUGUACUGUUGUAAGAAAACCAAUGGGUGAUGUGGAGGUAUAAUUCAGCCAAACUCGCGGUCUUUAGAUUCUACAGGUGGACCUUGAUUUUAAAACCUUUUUCAUGUUUUUUUUUCUUUUCUUUUUCUUUGUAGUUACACAGAAGACACAGGUGUACUUGGGAAAUGGUUGUUUCUGUUCCAUGGACAGGGGGAAACUGAGCUCAAUUGAAGAGUUUUUGCUUCUCUGCUCUGUACAGUUUGAGAUUUCAAUGCAGUUUGCAAAGGUUAACCCUCUCUCUUUCAUUUGUUUUUAUCUGAAGUAAAAGACAAACUAGAAAAGCAAAUGAUGUAUUCAUUCUUGUUGUGUGCCUAACGUAACCUAUGAUGAGACCGAGAACAUGGACGUGUUUCAGUAGAACUCAAUGUAACAUUUACAAGUAAUCUCUUUUUUAAAUAAAAAAAAAACAAUUAAUAAAUAAAGUACUUUGGCUA
Molecule: messenger RNA, 6230 nt
Organism: Osmerus eperlanus (European smelt)
Lineage: Eukaryota; Metazoa; Chordata; Actinopteri; Osmeriformes; Osmeridae
Gene: myo1b
Product: myosin IB
Exons: 32
Coding region: 309-3812 (1167 amino acids)
Biological process (GO): actin filament organization; vesicle transport along actin filament
Cellular component (GO): vesicle; actin cytoskeleton; plasma membrane
Molecular function (GO): microfilament motor activity; ATP binding; actin filament binding
Source: RefSeq, a predicted model, not a curated record